AUGAGUGAAACGGCAGCAAUUGAAUUAUUAAAACGAGCCGUACAACUCGAUAAUGAAGGAACCUAUCAAGAUGCAUUAAGUUGCUAUUCCGAAGGUAUUCGUAUGUUGCUGAGUGCUGUAAAAGAUAUUCCAUCCAGUGAAGAACGAAAACGAGCAGCAUAUCGCCAGAAAAUUACAGAAUGCAUUGAUCGUGCUGAAAAACUCAAAGAUUUAAUUCAACAAGAAAAAGUAAUCUAUUUUCUUGCGCACAUAUUACAAUAUAUCGUUUUCAAUCAUGCGCAAAAUGCACAAUUCAUGGUUCCACAAGAUUUUUGUGUCCCAUUAACAGUAACACUUCGGUGUGCAAGUAAUUAUAUAGUGAUUGUUCGAAGUGCUUUUCAUGGCGUUUCACAAACUGCGGGUUCGUGUUCAUACACGCCAGGCGAUUGUAUUGUUGAUGCUAUGAAUAGCUUAGCAUGUCUAAGCGAUUCAACUGGAUGUACGAUUCAUGCAACAAAACAGAAAUUACCUCAAUGCAAUGAUCAGUUUAAUAGCUAUUUUCAUAUUGACUAUAAUUGUAUUCCUAUAUCAAUGAAUGAUACAUCGAAAGAAUAUGAUAUCUGUCGAAAUUCAAGCGACAUAACGACUGAUAAUGGAAUUAUUAAAAGUCCUACUUAUCCAUCGCCAUUUCAACCAACAACAUCCGAAUGUUCUCGUGUUAUAAAUGUGCCUAAUAAUAAAAUAAUUCGUUUGUGGUUAUCAGAUCUUUUCAUUGGUUCAAUUGGUACGAAUUGUGUAAAUGAUUAUGUUUAUGUUGUUGAUAAUACACAAACAUAUCAAAAUUGUGGUCAGAAAAAAAUGGGCUACCCAUAUUUAUGUUCAUCAAAAAUUAUUAUACAAUAUUUAGCUAAAACCAAUUUUCUAGCAUACAGAGGAAUGAGAAUGUAUUUUGAAGUUGUUGAUCGGCCUCUAAAUGAUAAUUGUCCACAAAUAACAGUAACACCAGUACCAAGUAUAACAACAUUGACAACUAUUGGGCCGCAUUUAUCAACAGCUGAACCCAUCUAUGUUACACUUGGCAUUGCAUCACCUACAAGAAGUUUUCAAAUUUGUACAGAUGAAUCUUAUACAAUUGAAUGUCCAAAUGAUUAUGUUGUUGCAAUUAAAACAAAUAUAUAUGGUGUUACUACAUCAGGUCAAUGUGAGCCACAUGAUGCAGCUAAACAUUGUGUUGUUACAACAGAUCCACCAUUUUUAUGCCGUCAAAGAUGUGUAUACAUGUAUACAGGAAAUGAAAUUGUUCCAUUAUGUAACAAUACAAUAGCUUCAUAUCAUUAUGUCGAAUAUCAAUGUAUACCAACAAAAACGUCUACCGUUGCAACAAAUAGUCCAUGUCCAAAUGAUGGUUCGAAAACAAUUAUUCAAAUAAAUCGUAAUGGUCGAUUUCAAAGUUAUAAUUAUCCUAAUUUAAUACAAAUGAAUUGUAUAUAUCGAUUAAGAACUAAUCCUGGCUAUAUUAUGAAUAUAUAUGCAUUGGAUAUAAGUUUAAAUAGUUAUAUACCAGAGUGUAAAUCCAAUAAAAUAACAUUUAUUGAAGAUAAUGAAACUGAAGGUUUAGAUUUUUGUGAACAGCGCACAUCUAGUUUAGUAUAUUCGAGUUGUACAAAUGAACUUGACUUACGUUAUCAGAUAGAUGAUCCUUCACAAAAUUUAUCCUAUGGUGUUGAAUUAUAUAUUGAAAAUCAAGUACAUCCAUUCGAUCGGUCAUGUGGAGAAGUAUUAUCGACAUUGACGAAUCCAACAAGUAUUCGUACAACACCAACAAUGCCAAUACAAGUAACAUUACCCGCAAAUACAUCGUUUACAGGUGCAUUUGCUGAAGUUCAAUAUAGUAUAUGUUAUGGUGCUACAUUAAUUCAUAGUUGUCCAUCCGGGUAUACAUUCAUGAUACUUGAUGCUUAUUAUGGUGUUAAAAGUCUAGCAUCAAAUCAAUGUGAAUAUGUUCAAGGUGAUUGUGUUCAAGAAGCUAUGUCAACAAUAACACAAUGUCAAAAUGAUUUACCGAGUUGUUAUUUACCCUAUUCAACAAAACGUCGAUUAGCUCGUUGUUCAGAUAGAUAUGCUGAUUAUUUACAUAUUUCAUAUCAAUGUGUACCAAGUUAUCCCGUUGGAACAACAUCAACUUUGAAAGUCUUUGAUAUUUGUGAUACAAAUGAUCCAAUUGAAGCCUUUUCUGGUGUAAUAACAAGUCCAAAUUACCCUAACUAUAAACAAACAAAUAAAGAAUGUCAACGACCUAUUAUUGGUUCACGAGAGGCAAUAUUGCAAAUCUGGAUUAAUGAAAUGGCUAUAGCAAGCAAUGGUGUACGUAGUUUAAAUGACAAAUUCGAUAAGCCAAAUUUUAUAAUUUAUAAAAACAAUCAUGUCAACAACGCCGAUGACAUUGAACAAUUGUAUCCGUCGAUUCGUGAUACAUGCGUAACCGACUAUUUAAUUAUAGAUACUGUCCAUUCAUCAUAUAUCUAUUGUGGUAAACGAAAACUAACACUCGGUCCAAUCUGUAGCUCAAAUAUAAGAAUACAAUAUAAAACAGUUUCAACAUCGAAUCUUUUCUAUAAAGGCUUUAAAUUAUAUUUUGAAACGGUUCAAAAUACAGCCACUAUAAACUGUGGUGGAAAUCCAUCAACACUGAAUCCAUUAGAAUCAACAACAACAGCAAAUGAACCAUUACCAGAUUGGGCACAACGUUUAGAUAUUUCACCCAUUUUCGGUAAACAUCUAUGCAUUGGUACUGUAGAAUAUUUACGAUGUCCACGUUCAAAUGAUUAUGUAAUUUCCAUAGUCGAUUCAUAUUAUGGUUCAACAGGCGUAGGUUCAUGUGAAAUCCCAACGUUUUCUCAUUGCCGUCAAGAAACGACUAUUAGUGUCACUUGUACACAUUCAUGUCUUUUGGAAUAUGUUAUACCAAGACCACUUUCACAGUGUAGCAAUCAAACUGCUGAUUAUCUCAAUAUUGACUAUCAAUGUAUACCAACACGUUUACCAAAUAAUGAAAAUCCAAUAGAUAUAUGUGCAUCAGCAACAACAGAUACAAUUGCUGUUGAUAAAUCUAUGCUAAUAAGUCCUCAAUAUCCAUCAUUAAAUUCAGCACGUAGCUGCUCAAGAACAAUUGAAACAUUGCCAAGUAAAUUGUGGAUGGUAUACAUUGUUGAUUUAUUUUUGGAAGGCGAAGAUGAGUUUGGUACUUGUAAUGAUGCAUCGUUAACAAUCUAUGAUGGAAAUGAUAAACUUAUUCUUUGUGGUUCACAACAAGCUGAACUUAUUCUAUUCAGUUGUUCAAAUUUAGUUCAAUUUAAAUUUAUAUCGAGUCAUCAAGCACUUGGAUAUCGUGGUUUUAAAGUUCUUUUUAAAACUAUUGAUGUACCUGUUGGAUGGUCAUGUACACCAAGCGGUUUCACAACAACAAGACAAACAACAAUGCAAACAUCAUCUUUAACAACCUUAUUACCACCAAGUCUUCAAAUUCCUACGUAUGGUGGAACAACCACCAAUGAUAUUCGCCAAUAUUGUCAAUUUCCAUUUACCUAUGGAGGUACUCAAUAUACAAAUUGUAUCUCAGGUCAACCGCCUAAUUCAGGAACACUUCCAAAUCCAUCUGAUCCAUGGUGUUCAUUAACUAGUAAUUUUGAGGCAGACCGUCAAUGGGGUUUCUGUGAUACUGGUGUUACAGAUUCAACAUUUUAUGACAUAUGUCGCAGUCAAUCAAAAACACUUAGAUGUUCACCCGGCUAUGUUAUCGAUAUCAUAACUGCUGACUAUGCAGCUAAACCAGAUGGAAGUACAGACGCAAGUUCAUGUAUUUAUAAUCAAAAUGAUUGCUUUCAAAGUGAUUCAUCAACGAUACAAAAUGUAUGUGCUGGGAAAACAUCUUGUGUUGCGUUUCAUUUUUCUAAAAGUUUGGCAUUAUGCCAAAAUCGACCAUCAGCUUAUUUACAUAUUGAUUAUGUAUGUGUACCAAAUAAUAUUCCAAAUAUAAAUACAUAUGACAUAUGCAAUAAUAAUUUAAAACCACAAGGUGAUAUUCGUCGUGGAUUUAUAAAUUCACCUAAUUUUCCUAAUACUCAAAAUAAUAUUAAUUGUACAUAUGAUUUACAGAUAUUAAAGCCAUAUCAAGAUAUUUAUCUUUAUAUAGUUGAUAUGGAUUUAAAUGGUCCAAAUGUGAUCGGACAAAGUUGUACAAAAGAUCGACUAAUUGUUAGAGCUGAUGAUGCUGUAACAGAAUGGUGUGGACGAUCAUUUACAAAUAUUUUACUGAAAACUUGUCAUAAAUCAGUAUUAUUACAAUUGGUUCGGUCAUCGGAUGCCAGAGGACGUGGCGUGAAAUUUUAUUUUGAAUUUCGUGAACGAAAUCCAACUGAAGUUUGCGAUGAAAUAGUUACACCUAGUACACGUCCAACAUUAUCACCUAAACCAUCAGUAGAACCAACAACCACAACAAUGUCAGUCAUUCCAAGUUAUUAUCCUGAUCCAUCUCCUCGAUUAUUUAAAACUUUAUGUUAUCCUGAUCUAUCAGCGUUAUUUGGUGCAAACAAUUUUCAAUGUCCAUCAAAUUAUAUUAUUGUUAUUCAUCGAGCAUUUUAUGGUUAUGGUAAUCGAUGUGAUUAUACGAUAAAUGAUUGUACAAGUGAAGCUGAUCAUGUUUAUCGAACAUGUUCAGGAAAACGAGCAUGUUCUAUAUCGUUUCUAAAUAUAGUUACUUUACCAGAAUGUAAUAAAUCUGUUGCUAAAUAUCUUUUUGUUGGAUAUCAAUGUUUACCAACAUUAACAAUUGUUCAAAGUACUUAUGAUUUAUGUUCAAGUCAAACUCUUAAUUUAUUCGGAUCAAGUGGCAUUAUAAAAAGUGAUUCAUAUCCAUCUUAUAAACCAACACAAUGUAACAAUGUAACAAUAGGUUUACCUGAUAGUUCUGAUCGUGUUAUAUUUAUGUAUUUAUAUGAUCUUGAUAUUGGUCCAGCUGAUAUAGAAACACGUGAAUGUAAAAAUGAUUAUCUUUUUAUAUCAUAUGAAUGUAAUAAUCAAUCAUAUCGUGAUUAUUUAUGUGGCACACGUCAAACUGAAGUUUUAUUUGAGACAUGUUCAUCAACAGAUAGAAUAUUUGUUACAUCUAAUUUAAUAAGUCAAAAUGCUCAAUCUCAACGUGGUUUUGCACUGUUUUAUCAUAUUUUACCAAAAUCCGGUAUAAUUACAUUACCACCAACACGAUUACCAACCACAACAACAUCAUCAUCAUCAGUGGGUCCUGGUCCUGUCAGUACAAUUGUAACACAAACAAUUGCGUGCGUUCAACAAUCAAUACAAUUACAUUGUAAAGUUGAUUAUGGUCUUGUUUUACAUAAAAUUGAUCUUGCUGCAAGUAAAACAGGUAGUUGCAAUUAUUCACCUGAUGAUUGUUUCGAAGAACGAACUUAUUUGCAUGGUACAUGUGGUGGAAAACCAUCGUGCUAUAUAUUUCCUCCUUUAAUUUCAUUACCAAAAUGUAAUAAUUCUAAAGCAACAUAUUUCUACGCUGAAUAUCAAUGUAUUCCCAAUCGACCUAAAUUAAAUGUUAAUAUAUGUUCAUCAUCGAGUCCACUUGAACGAGUUGACGGUGGUGCAAUUAUUUCAUCGUUUGGCUAUGAAUCUGAAUCAAAACAAUGUCAAAUCAAUUUACAAUCAGUAAAAUCAUUAGGAAAUCCAGCUCAUAAAGCAUUUUCUAUAUUUGUUAUUAUGCUUAAUUUACCUAUUCAAUCAUUUCGUGAACAAGGUGUACAAUGUAAUGAUAAUCAGCCAUAUAUUGAAAUUGAAGAUUCACAAAUUGGUAUUAGACGUCUUUGUGGUAAUGUUCAUACACGUAAAUUAUUUGAAACAUGUUCAAAUACGAUUCAAAUUCGUUAUAAAAACUUUGAUUUACCAACAAAUAACAUUCAAUAUAAAGGUUUUCAAUUGUAUGUUGAAUCUAUUGAAAAACCUGAAUGUUCUGAUGUUGUUACUAUUAUUCCUCCGACACCGAAUGCAGCAUUUGUUAUUAAAAACGAAAUUCUUUGUGCUUUAUCAGUUGAUCGUGAACGCAUCAGUUUUUCAUGUGCAGAAAAUCAUGGUCUUGUCUUUUUACAAUCCUAUGAAUUUGUUACUAAUGAUCCACAAUCGUGUGAUAUUUCACAAAGCUCUUGCCAUUUUCUAAGUGAACAACCACAAGCAUUAUGCUCUGGCCAACAAUCAUGUACAUACAUACAUUCGAUUCCAAUCGGUCCACAACUAAAUAUGUGUAAUGGUUAUAAAGCUGAUUCAAUUCAAUUCUUUUAUCAAUGUAUACCCAUGAAACCAACAGGAAUUUAUCCAAAAGCAACUUUUUGUUCUGAUACAUAUAUUGAUUUCGACAAAGGAUAUAUUGAAACACCACAUUACCCAAAUUCUUAUCAAUAUGGCCAACAACAAUGUUCAUUGCGCAUUCUAUUGCCAAAUACUCCCGAGGGCAAACAACUUUCGAUAUAUCUUUAUAUUAUCGAUUUAUCGAUACGUGAUACAUCAACAACAAUAGAUCCCACAUCUACAGUUUCAUGUUAUGAUUCAAUUAGUUAUCGUGAUAGCAAAAUAACUAGAACACUAUGUGGAAAUAUUGAUCAACCUGUACUCGAAUAUCAAACAGAUAGAGAUGAACUUGAGUUAGUAUUGAAUAUAACAGAAUCAUUAUUUUCAAAUGUAUCAAGUAAUUGGCGUGGUGCCCGAUUGUUUUUUCUCAUUGGAAAUCAAUCAAUUCCUACUCCGCCAACAACUUCGACAACAGUAACAACACAACAAACAACAAAAAAAACUCUUGAAACUAAUACAAAGAAAGGUCGUAAACAUGGACCUACUAUUGCGGGCGUUACUGUCGGUGUUAUAGCUUUUUUAUUGUGCAUAAUUGGCUUUAUUGUUUAUCGUCGUCGUUUACAUUCAAAGUCUAAUGAAGAAGCAUCAAAAAUAAAAUAUAUACGAGAUACAGAUACAAUUAGUGGUGACACGAGUAAUCGAUCUAAUAAUACACGUAGUAGUAUUCCAGUUGGUGCAUUAAAAGGAACAGCUUCAUCAACAUUUACUACUAAAACUUAUCAUGAACAAAUUCAAAUAAAAGAUGGUUCACUAGGGAAUAGUUAUGAAAAAAUAUUUAAUCGUUUCUUGGAUGAAUCCGUCACACAAGUUACUGUUCAAGAUCCAUAUAUACGAGCGUUUCAUCAAAUCUGCAAUUUUUUACGAUUUUGUGAAGUUGUUAUCAAAUCAGCUGCUAAAAUAAAACGAAUCGAUUUAAUUACAAGUUUCGAAACGAAUGAACAAGCAAAACAAACACAAACUGAACAAUUAAAUCAAUUUAAAGAGCAUCUUGCAAACAAGCAUUCAAUUGAACUUAAAAUAAACUAUUUAACUGGAUUACAUGAUCGAGAAAUCAAGUUAAAUAAUGGAUGGAUAGUAAAAAUUGGUCGAGGACUUGAUUUUUAUAAACCACCAGAAUCUAAAUUAUCUAUUGGAUAUUAUGAUCUCGAUCUUCGUCCAUGUCAUCAAACAACGAUUGAUAUUUUUCAUUCGGAACGUGUUCAUCCUUCAACAUAG
This is a messenger RNA of Rotaria socialis, 7602 nucleotides long. The record is from the annotation of a GenBank genome assembly. Lineage: Eukaryota; Metazoa; Rotifera; Eurotatoria; Philodinida; Philodinidae.